AUGUGUUAUUUUCCAGUUCCAAGGAAUUUUAGGUUACUAGAAGAGCUCGAGAGAGGAGAAAAGGGAAUUGGGGAUGGAACUGUCAGCUAUGGAAUGGAUGUUGCUGAUGAUGUAUACAUGCAGUCAUGGACUGGGACAAUAAUUGGUCCUCCUAAUACUGUUCAUGAAGGGCGCAUCUAUCAGUUGAAGUUAUUCUGUGAUAAAGAUUAUCCAGAUAAGCCGCCAAGUGUAAGGUUCCAAACCCGGAUAAACAUGAGCUGCGUUAAUCAUGAAACUGGUGUGGUGGAACCAAGUCUUUUUUCCAUGCUCACUGAUUGGCAACGGGAGUAUACAAUGGAGGCUAUAUUAACUCAAUUAAAGAAAGAAAUGAUGUCUCCACAAAAUCGGAAACUAGCUCAGCCUGCAGGCAAUGAAGAGGGGAGGAUGGAUCAGAAGGGGUUCGUACUGAGGUGUUGUAUUCUGUAAUUUUUGAGGAGCGUUGAACAUGAUACUGUGUAUAGAUGUUAGCAUAUGACAACUCCAUUCCCUGCUUAGUUGUUCAAUGUAUAUGCUUGUAUUUGAGAAUGAGACCUUAUUAGCUAGAUCAUCCUCAAUCUUGGGAUGGAUUGCUGGUUUAUGUUUAUUGUUUACUUUCAAUGUUUUUGAAUAAAUUGGACCCAAUUUUCAAUUUUUCGGUUAUAUAUUGUAAGUUAUAAUUCUUUUAGUUAUUGUUUGGC
This is a messenger RNA of Ilex paraguariensis (yerba mate), 716 nucleotides long. The record is from the annotation of a GenBank genome assembly. NCBI's taxonomy places the organism in Eukaryota, Viridiplantae, Streptophyta, Magnoliopsida, Aquifoliales, Aquifoliaceae.